Aedes albopictus (Asian tiger mosquito) is the source of this 1052-nucleotide messenger RNA. RefSeq lists its product as uncharacterized. The transcript is spliced from 3 exons. NCBI's taxonomy places the organism in Eukaryota, Metazoa, Arthropoda, Insecta, Diptera, Culicidae. The coding region runs from base 81 to 836 and encodes 251 amino acids. The record is from RefSeq and is a predicted model, not a curated record.
CCAGUAUUGUCCAGCGCAGUCAGUCAGAGACGAAACCACAAAAAAUCCGUUAGUACGAAGAGAUAGGUCGACCCAGCAAGAUGAUCAUAACUACGCUACGCUUUGGAGCGAUCGCCACCCUGUCCCUGUUGUUGAUCUUAAGUUUGACCAGCCCCAUCAACGCAGACGUAUAUUUUGGAUACAAUGAAGAACCGGAGAACAACCCCGACCGGCAGAACGCACGGAAUCGUACGGCGGUUUAUAUUCCGGGUAAAUGUGGCAUGAAUGAGAUCCUCUACCCCGGCGAUCAGGAAAGCGAUUGGGUGUGCGACUGUCGUCCAGCUCACGUCUACCACCCGGGCUCGGGCGGAUGCCAUCCCCUCUAUACCCGAGCGUACUGCGCCGAAGAUGAGUACGUGGAAAUCAAACCGGGUGCCAAGCUGCCCCAGUGCACGAAGAAUAUCUGCGAGAAUGGGCUGGUCCCGUUCAACAACGGUACGUGCGUUAAGCUGCACAGCAACAAUAAGGGAGUCUGUCCGCAGAUCGACCACGUCAAGUUUCUGGUGGUGGUGAACGAAACGACGCUGCAGCUGGAUUGCGCCGCGGAAGGACCGGUGAAACUUAACUGGAAAGUGGGCAAUCGGUACAAUCAGGAGCAUCCCAAUGUUAAGGUUAUGCAAGAUGGACGGGUGGAAUUUCUGACGGCGACCAAGUGUGCUCCCGGUUCGGCGGCUGAAUUUAAUGGAACCUGCGCGGAUGGAGUGCAACCCAGUACGAUGGAACCUGUGCCAGUUGAGGCGAGUACGGCCAACCCGGCGGAGGAUGUUCAACCGGACGCGGAGGGAUCGGUUAUUUGACGGCCUAUAAGCUUUAUUGGAUUAGGGUUUCGAAGAGUGAUUAAAUAAAUGGUAUAAUAGGACAAGGAUGAACAAUUAGAUCUUGAAACUUUUUGCCAUGAUGGUUACAUUGAAAAAUAAGCAUGCGGGAAAUCACUAUAGAUUUAAUUGCGCGCGGGAAACGAUGAUAAAACGUUUGAUAGAGAAAUAUAGAAUGAGCGAUUCUUGCCAGACAAA